AUGGGUUUCGGUCGAUUUCUUUGCGUCGGUUUGCCAUUUGGCUUAACCCUCGCCAGUUUAGUCUGUCUCCUCAUUGCCUCCCUCGCUGGCGUUACAGACCAAUCUCUCGACCUCUUCGUUGUAAACACAACCAACCUCUCCAUUUCCUCCUCGGCUCUUCUCAGCCUCGAAAACUCCAUCCUCAAACGCGGCCUUGGACAUCUUACCGUCGCUGCUUUGACUCCUUCCGCCACCUCUGCAGAAACCAGCCUUGAGUCUGCUAUCGCUUCAGCAACCGGCACCGAUUCUGCAUUCAAUAUCACGGCGAAGGACCUCGGGUUGGCGGAUAGUUAUAAGGUUAGUUUGUGGGGUUACUGCGCUAUUACUGGCAAGAAUACAACAUGCACCAAAGCGAAAUUCAACUGGGCGGCUACUUCUCUCAAUACCACUUCGAUCGAUACUCUCACCUCUUCAACGAGAACCAAUGCCACGCUCCCCAGUGAAGUUACACAUGCGUUGAAGACGUUUGUGGUGGUAUCGAAAUGGACACAGGUAGUUUACAUCAUUGCCUUGAUCGCGACCGGAGCCGAACUCUUCCUUGGUAUAUUCGCCAUGUGCUCUAGAGCCGCUUCGUGUGUUACAUAUAUUAUCUCCGGCUUCAGCACCACCGCUGUCAUCGCCGCAUCCAUCAUGGCCACCGUCCUCUGUUCUGUCACUGUUGGCGCUAUCAAGACAUCCGCUAAAGCCUACGGAAUCGACGCCUCCAUCGAUACGCAUUUCCUCGCUGUCACAUGGCUCGCCGUCGUAUUCAGCAUUGCGAGCAGUUUCUUCUGGGUCUUUACCAUCUGUUGUUGCGCGGCUGAUCAUCACAAGAGCCCCAAGAAUAACAGACGCAGUAUCAAUGAUCAAGAGAAGUUGCUUCCGCAAAGUAUGGCGUAUCAGAAGAUUGAUGGCCCGGAAUCGGGGUACAUUGCUCAACAACAACAAGGCAUCUAUCACCCACAACAACAUCAACCUACACGCACUGGUGCUUAUGAGCCCUAUUCUCACGGUGCUAUCUAA
Molecule: messenger RNA, 1041 nt
Organism: Sclerotinia borealis F-4128
Lineage: Eukaryota; Fungi; Ascomycota; Leotiomycetes; Helotiales; Sclerotiniaceae
Source: the annotation of a GenBank genome assembly